GCGGCUGCUCGGCUUGUCUCGUGUGAGCAGCAGCGGCUCAGUAACGUGUUACCGGUAACCGGGUCACAUCGGAGCGCCGUUUCUGACUUCCACUGUCGACUUUAGAGCUCAGACGCCGGAGGAGCGGAGGACAGGAGCUGUCACCUCACCGGGCCGGUGUUUUAACGGACUUUCCGGUGUUUGGAGCCUCUCGGUGCUCGGAGUUACCGACCGGAGCGGAUCAGAAGCAUCUAAACAUGGCUUCUCACUGAUGCUGGGAGUCAAGAGCUGAAGGAGCAAAAGUGGAAGACGAAAGCUAGCAUUAGCGUUAGCAUCAGCUGGACCUUCAGAGCCGAUGGGGGAGACGGAGGACGAGCGGGCGGCUCAGGCCGACCAGCUCUUCGACACCUUCGUCCAGGCCUCCACCUGUAAGGGAACCCUGCAGGCCUUCAGCAUCCUCUGCAGGCAGCUGGACCUGGACCCUCUGGACCACAGCAGCUUCUACACCUCGCUCAAAGCCGCCGUCAGCACCUGGAAGGUUAAACCUCUGUGGACCAAACUGGACAAACGGGCCCAGCAGAAGGUCUACAACCACAACAGAGCCUGCCAAGGAACCCGGUGUCUGAUCAUCGGUGGAGGUCCCUGUGGUCUCCGGACUGCCAUCGAACUUUCCCUGCUGGGCUGUAAGGUGGUGGUGAUCGAGAAGAGGGACACGUUCUCCAGGAACAACGUCCUCCACCUGUGGCCCUUCACCAUCCAUGACCUCCGGGGCCUCGGGGCCAAGAAGUUCUACGGGAAGUUCUGUGCCGGAUCCAUCGACCACAUCAGUAUCCGUCAGCUUCAGCUGAUGCUGCUGAAGAUCAGUCUGAUCCUGGGAGUUGAGAUACACGUCAACGUGGAGUUCGUGAAACUUCUGGAGCCUCCAGAGCAGCAGGACGAGGACGGUCCCGGGUGGAGAGCCGAGGUCCGACCUUCCUCUCAUCCCGUCUCUCAGUUUGACUUUGACGUGGUGAUCGGAGCCGACGGACGUAAAAACACUUUAGACGGCUUCAGGAGGAAGGAGUUCAGAGGGAAACUGGCCAUCGCCAUAACAGCCAACUUCGUGAACAGGAACACGACGGCCGAGGCCAGAGUGGAGGAGAUCAGCGGCGUGGCGUUCAUCUUCAACCAGAAGUUCUUCCUGGAGCUGAAGGAGGAAACAGGAAUCGACCUGGAGAACAUCGUUUACUACAGAGACAACACUCACUACUUUGUGAUGACUGCUAAGAAGCAGAGUCUGCUGGACAAAGGAGUUAUUCUAAAUGACUACAUAGAAACCGAGCGCCUGCUGAGCCCCGACAACGUCAACCAGGAGGCGCUGCAGUCCUACGCCCGCGAAGCGGCUGACUUCGGUACGAACUACCAGCUGCCAUCGCUGGACUACGCCAUCAACCACUACGGGCAGCCGGACGUCGCCAUGUUCGACUUCACCAGCAUGUACGCCUCCGAGAACGCCGCCCUGAUCCGGGAAAAACACGGACACCAGCUGCUGGUCGCUCUGGUGGGAGACAGUCUGCUAGAGCCCUUCUGGCCGAUGGGAACCGGCUGUGCUCGAGGUUUUCUGGCUGCUUUCGACUCUGCUUGGAUGGUGAGGGGUUGGGCUCAAGGAAGGAGUCCUCUGGAGAUCCUGGCCGAGAGGGAGAGUAUUUACCGUCUGCUGCCUCAGACCACCACAGGGAACAUCAGUAAAAACUUUGAGCAGUACUCCAUCGAUCCUGCCACCCGCUACCCCAACCUGAGCUCCGGCUGUGUGCGACCACAUCAGGUUCGUCAUCUGUUCAUCGAUGGUCGGCAGGACUUGAGUCUGGUGGAAAGAGAAGGACCGACUCGUAGAUCCAUCAACCUGUCCAGGAGAGAGUCCGAGGUCCGGCCGGGUCGACUGCUGACCUGGUGUCAGAACCAAACCCACGGCUACAGAGGAGUGGACGUCACCAACCUGACGUCCUCCUGGAGGAGUGGACUCGCCCUCUGUGCUCUGAUCCACCGCCAGAGACCAGAACUCAUCGACUUUGACUCUCUGAAUGAAGAGGACGUGGCGGGAAGCAACCAGCUGGCAUUCGACGUGGCCGAGCGAGAGUUCGGCAUCCAGCCGGUGACGACAGGGAAAGAGAUGGCCGGCGAGGGCGAACCGGACAAACUGCUGAUGGUUCUUUACCUGUCCAAAUUCUACGAGGCGUUCAGGGACUCACCGGCAAACAACAACGUUUCAAGAGAAACCGACGAAAACGGAGAAGAAAAUAAAACCAACCACAGAGUCGUGAACCAGCAGAGGAAGAGGAUCCCCAGGGACGACAAGAAAGUGGAAGAAGAUUCUGUUAACAAGAGACGACGGAAAGGAAACAACUACCUCACAGAGCUGUCCUGCCACAGUGCGCCUCCUGCUGGUGAAGACAGGGAACUGCGGGAGAACAAAGUUCGCUCGAUGGCGACUCAGCUGUUGGCCAAGUUUGAGGAGAAUUCAUCGACGGGAAAGAUCCGCAGGAAGUCUGAUGAGGAUCCUUCUUUUCCUCCGUCUCCUUCCUCCUCCUCCUCCCCUGUUCUCCUCCCCUCUGAUGAUGAUGAUGAUGAUGAAGAGGAGGAGGAGGAGAAUCCUCGUUUUGCGAAGCCUAAACUUGUCGCUCCUCCUCCUCCUCCUCCUCAGCAUCCUGCUCGUCCCAGAUGGCAGCCGUCCAUCUACCUGCAGCUCCUGGAGAAUCCUUCUUCUGUGCUCCAACAAACUGCUUCCUUCCCGUUAUCUAAAAGCUCUGAGAGCAGCUCCAGUCGAUCCCCGUCUCCUUCCAAAUACCUGUUAGCCCCGCCCACAUCCCUGAUAGCCCCACCCACCUCACCUAAUGAGCACCCAGAAUGCACCUCUCCUUACCCCCCCGACGGUCCGAGCGUCGGUCCGUCCUCCCAUCAGAGAAAACACCAGAAAAUGUCAUCCAGAGAGUUUUCCAGACGGACUAUCAAAGAGCGAGCCGACCUCCUGUCCUCCAUGUUCACUGGGUCCAACAAACCUGCUGCUGUUUAUGGCUCGCAGGUGGAACCUUCUACCUCCUCUCCUCCUCCUCCUUCUUCUUCAUCACCUCCUCCUCCUCCUCCGUCAGUAUCUAAGAGCUCCAGUAUCUUCUCUGUGGUCCAUCCAGUUCCUGAUCCCACCAUCCAGGCUGGUUUCUCCUCUCUUUCCCUCUACAGUCCUGGACUAAAGGACAAGACUUCCUCCUCCACUCCUUCAUCUCGUACUGACUCUGAAAACACCAAACAAAUCUCCUCUGUUCACGUCGAUUCCUCCGCAUCCGACAACAAAAUAGCGGCUCGUCUUUCUUUGCCUCGCUUAGACGAGAACCAGAACAUCUCCUCUCGGUUAUCAGACACAAACAUCACCCCGUCUUCUCUCGAUGAAAACACCAGGAAACACCAAAAUUCACAAAACAAUCAGGAAGAUGAGCAGGAGACGAUCCAUAAAGCUGCUCGGGAGACAUUUGAUGAUAACAAAUUAGCUGAAAACAAUCAUAAGAGCUCAGAGCUCGAGAUCUCCAGAAGAAACGCUCCAAAGGCGGUUGUUCGCUCCGAGAGUUGUCCGACCGGAGCUCCUAGUUACAGUAAAGAGCGUACGAUUGGAAAAGUGUCGUCAGCCAUAGAUGCUAAAGCUCAGUUACUGGCCAUCCUCUAUGAGACCGACCACCGGCCCAAUGCAGCGCCGGUUCUAGUUCCCUGGCCAGGAAGAGCUCGCAAGGCUAACGGGUGCGUGGUACGUAAGGAGUUCCCUCCAGGCCUCGGUGGCAGCGACAUCUGCCACUUCUGCACCAAGCGGGUUUAUGUGAUGGAGAGACUCAGCGCCGACGGCUACUUCUUCCACCGCGAGUGUUUCCGAUGCGACGUCUGUAACUGCACCCUUCGACUGGGAGGACACGCCUUCGACUCUCAGGAGGCAAAAUUCUACUGCAAGAUGCAUUACACCCAACGCCAAUCCAGCAAUCACCACAGCAGAUUCAGAAGGACAGCGGAGGACCAAAGUCGUGCUGCAUCAUCGUCGUUGGACAGCGGGAGCUUCUCGGCCGCCAGCAGCGUCCAGAUCCAGCCUUCAGGAUUGGCAUCCAGCCGGCGCUCAGAGCAGCUUGGUAAAGGUCGCAGCAGAGUUCCUGAGGAUACUGAGAUGGCCGAGGAGGCUGUCGAUGCUUCUUCUGCAGCAAAACCAGCAACACAAGACGGGCCAAAGAGUCAGAACCAGGACGAUACCAAAGAUCACCUGAACACCAAACACAAUAAUCGAUGGAAACGGAAGAUCAGAGCGACGUUCCCUCUGAUGUUCCUGAAACAUUUCCAGAGAAGCGUCCUGCUGAACGAAGAAGGUCCAGAAACUGUUCCUGAAGCCGACUCUGACUUUGAGGACAUCACUUCAUCAGAAAAACAAACCAGCAGCGACGUCAAGACAUCAACAGAAACCCAGAAUCCUUCAGAUCAAACAGAGAAAACUGAGGAUUGCCCAGUUUCAUCGACCCCAAAGAAGCUCCUGGUUUUAUCGACGUCUGACAAAGAGAAGCUUCUGACCUGGGAAGGUCCUCAGAAACCAGAAGAAGCUUUAAAUAAAACACAGCAGGACAAAGAGCAGGAACCAACAGAAGCUGAUAAACCUCAAACCGACUCGGUCCAGAACGGAGGAACGUCUGGAAGCUCAUCUCCUUCGGCCUUCCAGGUUAUCGCCAACGCCUUCAGGAGGACGUUCAGCGUGACGCAGCACAGCUCCACGGCUGCAGUCGCCAUGAGGUCCAAACGUGACGGACCCAGGAGGCCGAGGCCGAUGUCUGACGGAGCCUUCAGCUUCCUGUUGGGUCCGGAGCAGAAGAAGUCCGGCUGGGCGGCCGAUCCGUGGGGUUCUGGUCGGGAUCUGCCGUCGCUGCUGCAGCAGGUUUCCCUGAAGGGUCGCAGAGACUCUGGAGGAGUUUUCUCCGACGACAUGAACUCACUGCCUCGCCGGAGAGUCAACCUGUUCUCCUCUCUGAGGCUGAGGAAGAGGGAGGUUUCUGACAGUGAUGGGAAGGACCACGAGGUCCAGACGGAGAUCAGGAGCAUCCUGUCCAAGCUCAGGAACAAAGCGUCCAGUCAGCAGAACCUGGAGGAACCGUCCUCAAGUGACGAUGAUGAGGAUGAAAUGCAGACGUCCAAUCAGAAGCUGUGUCCAGAGAAGCUGAGGAAGAAGCAGGAGAAGACGGUGGUCCAGCAGGCCAAACGAGAGCAGCUGAAGAGGCUCCACAGAGCUCAGGUGAUCCAGAGGCAGCUGGAAGAAGUCGGCGAGAAGCAGAAGGACGUGGAGGAGCGAGGAGUGACCAUAGAAAAGAUCCUGAGAGGAGAAGCUGAAGCAGCUCAGACGGACGGCGAUGAGGCCCAGCUCUACCAGUCCUGGUUUAAACUGGUCCUGGAGAAGAACAGGCUGGCUCGAUAUGAGUCCGAACUCAUGAUCUUUGCUCAGGAACUGGAACUGGAGGACACUCAGAGUCGACUGCAGCGAGACCUGCGACGGAGGAUGGCCGAGGAGGAUACGAAGAAAAGCGCCUCGGAGCUGCAGGAGGAGCAGGAGAUCCUGUCGGAGAUCAUGAGGACGGUGGAGAAGCGAGACAUGCUGGUGUCCGUCCUGGAGGAGCAGAGGCUGAAGGAGAAGGCCGAGGACAAAGACCUGGAGAGCCUGGUGCUGUCCCGGGGCUACGAGUUCCACUGGGCCCCUCUGGACGACAGCUGGGGGCCUGACAAGCUGGACUGAGGACGGGUGGAUUUAUACCAGAGUCAGCUACAGCUCCAGAAGAUGUGGAGUCUUUGAUUCACCAUGAAGAAGACGGACGGACGGACAGCAGGGCUUCAUGUAGCCGGAGCUAACGACUUCCUCAGAGCCAUGAAGUUAAUAACAUCUCUGUCAUUAAAGGUUAUCUGACCUCUGCAGUCUCAUGUGAAGAAACUGGACAAGCUGAACCACCACUAAUAAUCUGAUAUUUUUGCACACUUCCUAAACCAAACCGACCAGAAGCUGAAGAGACGCAGGUCGGCUAACAUUCUAACACUGUAAAGCUUCACUGGAGAACACGCGUGUUUUUGCACUGGUUUGAACUUGUGGUCUGAACCCAGAAAUGCGCUUCAUGUAAAUCACCGUUUGUCACGUUGUGGGUUCAGCUAUGACUCUAAAGUCUUCAGCGUCUUUUAUGAGCUGGAACACACAAAUAAAAUUCAACUUUAUUUACACCCAGACACGAACGAACACAGCAGAAAUCUGUCCUCACACCAGUCUGUGUCCAGAGAUACCUGAAAGUUCAGAUGUUCCUGCUCUUUCUAAUUCAGUGUCUUUAGUCCGACUACUGCCAGUUAAACUGUGUUUCGAUGGUUUAAUCCUCUGUUCAGGGCUGAGAGUCCAAAUGCUGGUUCACCUCCUUCAUGAGAAGAUUAAUAAUGUGUUUACAAGAGUUUUAUUCCCAGGUUGAGUCACCAAACGACUCUGUUCCCUUCCUGUUCCGUAUGUUUAUGGUGUGAAUAAAAUAUUCUGAUUAAGUUAUAGUUUUCAUGGUUUAAAAAGACUAAACUGUGUGUGUCAUGUUUCUAUGUUUUGGUUUUGUGCUGCUUCAAGACUUUUAAGUGGAAAAGAAUCGUAAUAAAAAUGAAUUUUAAUUUUGGCAUACUA
Molecule: messenger RNA, 6661 nt
Organism: Amphiprion ocellaris (clown anemonefish)
Lineage: Eukaryota; Metazoa; Chordata; Actinopteri; Pomacentridae
Gene: mical2b
Product: microtubule associated monooxygenase, calponin and LIM domain containing 2b
Exons: 38
Coding region: 335-5755 (1806 amino acids)
Molecular function (GO): protein binding; FAD binding
Source: RefSeq, a predicted model, not a curated record